This is a messenger RNA of Cooperia oncophora, 1614 nucleotides long. The record is from the annotation of a GenBank genome assembly. Lineage: Eukaryota; Metazoa; Nematoda; Chromadorea; Rhabditida; Trichostrongylidae.
AUGGCGGCCAUUGAAGUGAUUACGUCACAAGAAAGAGAGGUGAAAAUGAAGAAAAUUACCGGCGAGAGCCGGUUGUAUCUCCUACAUUUUGUUAUUCUCCCUAUUUUCCUCGGGUCUGUAGAAACUCGUUGUUUAGGAUCAUCGGCACCAGAGAUUCUCCUCUCUGUCAUUGAAAUUUUCGGAAACAAUUUUGAAGCAGGUGAAUUGGGCCCCAGCACCAUCGUCGGUUCGGCUGCUUUCAAUCUUUUCAUUAUCAUCGCUAUUUGCAUUUAUGUAAUACCAGCCGGUGAGGUUCGACGGGUUCAACAUGGUCACGUAUUUCUGGGUUACGGUAAUAUGGUCGACAUUUGCCUACAUUUGGCUCUAUCUGAUUCUGUGUGUGUUCAGUCCGAACGAAGUCGAGGUGUGGGAAGGUGUCUCGGGUCGCUAACGUUUUGUGUAUUUUCCCUCUUACCGUUUAUCUUUGCAUAUGUCGCCGACACUUACACAGGAAUAUUUGGCCAACGAAUUCUCGACAACACCGUAAGAACAUUUUUCGCUCGUCGACGUUCAUCACGGCGCAGUCCGACUAAGGAGAAAACAACUGCAAUUGAAAAUGGCAAGGAUGACCACAGGAUGUCUCUCAUUCAAACUAACACGGACGCAGACGCUUUGGCAUUUGAGGAACACCGAAAACAGUAUCUAGAAAUCUUCAAAACCCUACGAGCGCAACAUCCUGAUGCUCCUGUGGCGGAGUUGGAGAAGCUGGCCACAGAGCGCGUAGUCAGCCGUCAGAAGAAAAGUCGCGCUUUCUAUCGAAUUCAGGAGACAUCACAAAGAAAGAAGAAAGCAGAAGAACUGAUCGAACCACUAGUAAAGAAGUGCGACGUGGCUGUCGUUGAGUUCGAUCCUGCUCACUACAUGUGCCUUGAGAACGUCGGCACCAUAAAAGUGAAAGUUCGUUGCAAUCGCGGUUCAGUUGAUCCUAAUUGUACAGUUACCGUACACUACAGGCAAGAAAUAGAAAUAGCCAUUGUCGAUAAUGAUAUUUACGAAGAAGACGAGCAGUUUAUGGUCCGCCUAUCACAGGUCCGUGCUCAUUCGCCGUCACAGUUCACGCCGAUUCCCGUACGCCUUGGAGCUGCUUCUACGGCCACGGUGCUCAUCGUCGACGACGAUCAUGCCGGAGCGUUCGGAUUUGCCUCCGAAAAGUUCAAAGUGGUCGAAAGUGCUGGAGUGUUCGUCGCUGAGAUAAUUCGAACCCGUGGAGCUCGUGGAGAAGUGUCGAUUCCCUACAAAACAGUUGACGGACAGGCAAAAGCUGGCGCUGAUUAUGAGCACCAGGAAGGUCUCAUCCGCUUUGACGACGAGCAGGUCAAGUACGUAUUAUCAAGUGUUCAUCCGAACAAAUCCCAGAUAAUCGAAGCUAUCGCGACCAGUGUUGUCACUAAAGCCGCCUGUAAGGUGGUGAUCACUGAAGACAAAGAGUUCAAGAAUUUUGUCGACCGAAUGCUCACCAACGCCAACACGUCCAUUAUGGUCGGCACAAGCAGUUGGAAACAACAAUUCAACGAAGCCAUCACUAUCGAAGAAGGUUCGUUGGACGAGUUUUCUCGUCUUCUAUUGAGGGCAAGG